Molecule: messenger RNA, 1548 nt
Organism: Oenanthe melanoleuca
Lineage: Eukaryota; Metazoa; Chordata; Aves; Passeriformes; Muscicapidae
Product: harmonin-binding protein USHBP1-like
Exons: 9
Source: RefSeq, a predicted model, not a curated record
ACCGGGAUAGAACGGGGACUGAACUGGGACUGAACCAGGUCUGAACCGCGACGGAACCGGGACAGAACUGGGACUGAACCGGGUCAGAACGGGGACAGAACUGGGACAGAGCCGGGACAGAACCAGGACUGAACCGGGACUGAACUGGGACAGAACUGGGACUGAACAGUGACAGAAUCGGGGCUGAACUGGGACUGAACUGGGACAGAACCGCGACAGGACCGGGACAGGCUGGAGGAGAACGGAGGCACAGCCAGAACCACCAGGAGGACCGGGACCUACUGGGACCCCCAGUUUGGAACCAGGACGUGCUGGGAGCCGCGAGCAGGACGAUCCCGGCAUGGAGGAGGAGAGCCCCGUGGGUGCCACCUGCUCGGACCCGGACACCCCGCCCCUGUCCCCGCGUGAGGAGGAGGAGGAGGAUGAGGAGGAUGAUGAGGAGGACGGGGCCGGUGACACCGAGGACAUCCCGCUGCUGGCAGGGGUGGCACCGCGACAGCAGCGGCGACAGCGGCGCCUCGGCAGGGAGGAUGAGGAUGGCUGGGCUGCCACCAUCGCUGUCGCCGCUGUCCCCGCUGUCGCCGCUGUCGCCGCUGUCCCCGCUGCCAGCCCCGGGCCGGACGCGCGCAGCCCGGAUCUCUUCGAGCGCCUCCAGCACGCCGUCAGCUCCCUGGAACGCGCCGUCUUCUCUCGCCACCGGCGGCCACCGGCGUGGCCACUGCCCGCCCCGGGCUGGCACCGAGCGGUCAAGAGCCUGGAGGAGCUGAGCCGGACACCGCGCUGGGCUCGCCGCUGGUGGCCCGAGCUGGCGGUGACCCGGGGGCUACCGGAGGAGCUGGAGGCGGCCCAGGGGCUACCGGAGGAGCUGGAGGCGGCCCAGGGGCUACCGGAGGAGCUGGCGGAGGCCGCGGCGAGGAACGCGAGCCUGCGGGCAGCCCUGGGGCAACGGGACGAGGAGCUGGGCCAGGCCACGGCCGCGCUGCGGGCGCUGCGGGGCGAGCGGGAGCGGCUGCAGGGCAAGGUGCGGGACCUGCGGGAGGCUCUGGCCAGGCUGGAGGAGCCGGGGGGGGCUGGCAGUGACACCCCCGGGACCGGAGACACCCCCGGGAUCCACGACACCUCCGGGAUCGGCGGCACCCCCGGGACUGGUGACACCUCUGGGAUUGGUGACACCGCAGAGGUCAGCGACACACCCGGCGUCGGUGACACUCUCAGGACUGGCGACACCUUCGGGCUCGGCUCUGAACCCCAUGGGAUGGAGCCCCCCAGGAUAAAACCCCUCUGGCCGCACCCCCUGGCUCUGAACCCCUCUGGCCGCACCCCCGACGUGCGGCCCCUCUCCCGCCGUCCCCAGGCCCCGCUGUCCCCCCAGCGCUCGGCGGGGCCCAGCCCGGAGCAGGAGGAGCGGCUGCAGCAGCUGCGGGGGGUCCUGGCCAGGCUGCAGGACGCGAACCGCGAGCUGGUGGCCGCGCUGGGCGAGUGCAAGGGCGAGGCGGAGCGGCUGAGCAUGGAGCUGGGGCUGAGAGAGUCCCGCUGCAGCGGGCUGCG